AUGCCUGGCCUGGUAUCAGCUACCGGAGUGCUGGGCUUCCUGGCCGAUGAGGAGCACGACCUCAAGGUCUUUGCCCUUCAGACCCUCAAUGAUGACAUUGAUACUGUCUGGACUGAGGUCGCAGGUGCUCUGAGCCAGAUCGAGGCCCUCUACGAAGAUGAUACCUUUCCCCAACGGCAGCUUGCCGCUCUCGUUCUUGCCAAGGUCUACUACCAUCUCCAGGCCUACAAUGAGAGCAUGACCUUUGCGCUGGCCGCUGGAGAUCUCUUCAAGCUUGACGCCCCCGGCGAGUUCGAGGAAACCAUCAUUUCCAAGUGCAUCGACCAAUACAUUGCCGCCUCUUCCGCCCAGCACACCGUUCCCAAGUCGCCCAAGAACGAUAACUCCCUGCCCGCUCUCGCGACCACUUUUGCCAGUGGUGCUGCUGACGGUUCAGCUCUGAUCUCGCCCACGACGCCCUUUUCCCAGACGACCCUCCCCUCCAAGUCGCUCCUCUCCCGAGUCUCAACCGACAACACCAUCCUCGAUCCUACAUUCCAACCAGUCAAGGAGGGCCGUUCUGGGUCUAUUGCUCCCAUCAACGAUCAAGCAACACAGCUUGCCCUCCAACGCGUAAUUGAGCGUCUGUUCGAGGCUUGCUUAAAGGAUGGCAGAUAUCGCCAGGUCGUCGGCAUUGCCGUCGAGGCCAAGAACUUGGAGGUCCUUCGCCGCGUCAUCAAGCGAGCCAGUGAGGAUGAGAAGCGGUCUAAGAGCAAGUCAUCUGACGGCCAAGGUCCCGCCGAAGAGCUCAUGGAGUACGCCUUGAGUAUCUGCAUGGACAUUGUUCAAGAACGAAGCUUCCGUACCGAGAUCCUACGCCUGAUUCUUGAUCUCCUCAACGAAAUCCCCAACCCCGACUACUUCGCCAUCGCCAAGUGCGUCGUUUAUCUAAGCUCCGAUGAAGAGGCUUCGCGCAUGCUUCGGCAACUCAUCGAGAACGGCGACCGCAACUCAAUCGCCAACGCAUACCAGAUCGCUUUCGACCUGUACGACAACGGAACCCAGGAGUUUUUGGGCAAGAUCAUCAACUCCCUGCCUUCUGGCGAGCCUGCCAAGGCCCAAGAAAGUGAGACCACUGAGGAAGAACCUCUGCUCGAGAACCAGCAGUCGUCUGAAGAGGAGGUUUCGGACGAGUUGGCCAAGGUCUACAAGAACAUCCGCUCCAUCUUGGAUGGCAGCAAGACCAUCCAGCUGAACCUCGAGUUCCUCUACAGGAAUAACCGCACCGAUUUGAGUAUCCUGAACAAGGUCCGCGACAGUCUGGAGGGCCGUAACUCCAUCUUCCACACUGCUGUUACCUUCUGCAACGCCUUCAUGAACCAGGGCACAACUAACGACAAGUUCUUCCGCGAUAACCUUGAGUGGCUCGGAAAGGCGGUCAACUGGUCCAAGUUCACCGCGACGGCCGCUCUCGGAGUCAUCCACCGCGGUAACCUGACGCAGUCCCGAAAGCUUCUCGAGCCGUAUCUGCCUCGUCAAAGCGGCUUGAGCAGUGGCUCAAUCUUCAGCCAGGGCGGUGCCCUUUACGCCUAUGGUCUGAUUCAUGCUAACCACGGCGCUGAUGCUCUUGAGUAUCUCAAGACUCAAUUUACGUCCGCUGAGGAGGAGGUCAUCCAGCACGGUGGUGCUCUGGGUCUUGGUAUUGCAGGCAUGGGUACUGGCUCCGAAGAGAUCUUUGACAACCUCCGAACCGUCCUCUUCACUGACUCCGCCUUGAACGGUGAAGCUGUCGGUCUUGCCAUGGGUCUUAUCAUGCUUGGCACAGGCAACGUGCGAGCGCUGGAAGACAUGAUCACCUACGCCCACGAGACCACCCACGAGAAGAUUGUCCGUGGUUUGGCGAUCGGUAUGGCCCUGAUCAUGUAUGGUCGUCAGGAGGGUGCCGAUGCAAUGAUUGAAGGUCUUCUCAACGACCCCGACCCGACUCUGAGGUACGGCGGUAUCAUGACCGUUGCUCUUGCUUACUGCGGCACUGGCAGCAACAAGGCCAUUCGCAAGCUGUUGCACAUUGCUGUUAGCGAUGUCAACGAUGAUGUCCGUCGUAUUGCUGUCAUGAGCUUGGGCUUCAUUCUAUUCCGCAAACCCGGCAGCGUGCCUCGCAUGGUCGAGCUCUUGUCCGAGUCAUACAACCCUCAUGUUCGAUACGGCUCCGCCAUGGCUUUGGGUAUUUCAUGCGCCGGAACUGGUCUUGACGAAGCGAUUGACCUGCUGGAGCCAAUGAUGAAGGACCCCACCGACUUUGUCCGCCAGGGUGCCCACAUUGCUCUGGCCAUGAUCAUGAUCCAGCAGAACGAGGUCAUGAACCCCAAGGCCGCAUCCAUCCGCAAGACCCUGAAGAAGGUUGUGGGUGACCGCCACGAGGAUGCCAUGACCAAGUUCGGUGCUUCUCUUGCCUUGGGUAUCAUCGAUGCUGGUGGCCGCAACUGCACCAUUGGUCUCCAGACCCAGACUGGUAACCUUAACAUGGCCGGCAUUGUUGGUAUGGCAGUCUUUACUCAGUACUGGUACUGGUUCCCCUUCACCCACUUCCUCUCGCUGGCAUUCUCUCCCACUUCCAUCAUUGGCCUGGAUCACGAUCUUGAGAUCCCCAGCUUCAAGUUCCACUGCGCCACCCGCCCCAGCCUCUUCGACUACCCCCCCGAGCAGGAGGUCAAGGCCGAGGAGGGGCCCACUAUGGUUGCCACCGCUAUCCUUUCCACUACUGCGCAGGCCAAGCGAAGAGCUCAGAAGAAGGAGCGUGCUCAGCGACGUGAGAGCAUGGACAUCGACUCGUCUGCGAAGCCAACUGUCUCCGAUAAGAUGGAGGUUGACGAGAAGAAAGACGAGAGUAAAGACAAGAAGGAAGGCGAUGCCGUUGAGAAGGAGGCUUCCGCCCCCCCGGCUGACACAAAGAAGAAGGCAGAGAAGGAGAAGGUCGGCUACGACAUGGAAAACAUGUCGCGGGUGCUUCCCGGACAGCUCAAGUUCAUCAGCUUCCCUGCUGGUCGUUAUAAGCCGGUCAAGAAGCCCACCGGAGGACCUCUUUUGUUGCAAGACACCCAGCCUGACGAAGAGAAGUCACUUAUGGAGGAGAAGCUGAAGAAGGUGACGACAGAGAAGGCUCCCGUCGCCGGCCAAAGUAACGCUGGUGGCUCAUCGGCGGGUCUGACGCCUCGGCAGCAGCAGAACAUCAUUUCUCAGGCCCUUAGAGCUGGCGCUGGUGGUGACCUCCGCUCGCUUAACGAGCUGAGCGAGUUGCUCGGCCGCCAGAGGAGAGGUGACCUCGCCGGCGCGAGCGAUGAAAGCGGUGCUGCGGCUGCUGCGGGUGUUCUCACCGCUGUUGAUGAGGACGGAGAGGGAGAUGAGGAGGCGACUGUGCCCGGUGAGUUUGAGUACUUCACCGACAACGAGGAGGAGGAUGAAGACUAG
Messenger RNA from Colletotrichum truncatum, 3447 nucleotides. Its product is annotated as 26s proteasome regulatory subunit. Gene Ontology annotation, biological process: regulation of protein catabolic process; proteasome-mediated ubiquitin-dependent protein catabolic process. The record is from RefSeq and is a predicted model, not a curated record. Gene Ontology annotation, cellular component: proteasome regulatory particle, base subcomplex; proteasome storage granule; proteasome complex. Gene Ontology annotation, molecular function: enzyme regulator activity. Lineage: Eukaryota; Fungi; Ascomycota; Sordariomycetes; Glomerellales; Glomerellaceae.